This is a messenger RNA of Telopea speciosissima, 2407 nucleotides long. RefSeq names its product peroxisomal fatty acid beta-oxidation multifunctional protein AIM1-like. Gene Ontology annotation, cellular component: peroxisome. Gene Ontology annotation, biological process: fatty acid beta-oxidation. Gene Ontology annotation, molecular function: (3S)-3-hydroxyacyl-CoA dehydrogenase (NAD+) activity; NAD+ binding. Lineage: Eukaryota; Viridiplantae; Streptophyta; Magnoliopsida; Proteales; Proteaceae. The coding region runs from base 100 to 2274 and encodes 724 amino acids. The transcript has 18 exons. The record is from RefSeq and is a predicted model, not a curated record.
UCUCUAUUGUCUCUUUUUCUUUUUCUUUAUUGCGAUUCAGCUUCGGAAUUUCUACUGCAAGAACCCUAUCUGUGAAUUUGAUUCUACAGAGUCGAAACCAUGGCGAAUAAGCAACUCAAGAUGGAGGUCGGGAGCGAUGGAGUCGCUGUCAUCAGGAUUUCUAAUCCACCCGUUAAUGCGUUAGCUCCAGCAAUUCUCCUUGGUUUGAUGGAUAUAUAUUCAGAAGCGAUGAAAAGAGAUGAUGUUAAAGCUAUUGUUAUAAUAGGUGAAGGCGGGAGAUUUUCUGGUGGUUUUGACAUUAGUGUUUUCGAGGAAAUCCACAAAGAUGGGGAUAUUUCACGGUUGCCUGAUGUUACAGUGGAUCUUUCGAUCAAUACAAUUGAAGACGCAAAAAAGCCUUCUGUUGCUGCUAUUGAAGGGCUUGCACUUGGAGGUGGCUUAGAGUUGGCACUGGGAUGCCAUGCACGUAUUGCUGCUCCAAAAGUACUACUUGGCUUGCCAGAGUUAACGCUUGGAGUUAUUCCUGGUUUUGGAGGUACUCAACGUCUUCCAAGGCUUGUAGGGUUAUCAAAGGCUGUUGAAAUGAUGCUGAAGUCCAAAUCAAUAACAUCUGAAGAGGGGAACAAGCUAGGUCUUAUUGAUGCUGUCGUAUCUUCCGAAGAGUUGCUAACUGCAUCUCGACGCUGGGCUUUAGACAUUGCUGAAAAGCGCAGACCCUGGGUAUCUUCUCUUCGCAGGACUGAUAGACUUGGUUCGCUAUCUGAGGCACGUGAGGUGUUAAAAAGAGCUCGACAGGAGGCAAGGCAGACUGCUCCCCAUAUGCCCCAGCAUCAAGCAUGCCUUGAUGUUAUUGAGGAAGGCAUUGUUUUUGGAGGAUAUUCUGGUAUUUUGAAGGAGUCAAAAGUAUUCAAAGAGUUGGUGCUAUCAAGCACUUCACAAGGUCUUGUUCAUGCCUUCUUUUCCCAACGUGCAACAUCUAAGGUACCUAAUGUUACUAAUGUUGGGCUCAAACCAAGGGCUAUUAAGAAAGUUGCUGUUAUUGGUGGAGGUCUGAUGGGUUCUGGAAUAGCGACAGCUUUUAUCAUUAGCAAUACACCAGUCAUUCUCAAGGAAAUCAAUGCAGAGUACCUGCAGAAGGGGAUGAAAGUUAUAGAAGCAAAUCUCCAAGGGCUGGUAGCAAAAAGAAAAAUGACACGGGAUAAGGCAGAGAAAGCUCUUUCGAUUCUGAAGGGAGUACUGGAUUACUCAGAAUUUAAAAAUGUGGAUAUGGUUAUAGAGGCUGUUAUUGAAAGCAUUCCUCUGAAACAAUCGAUAUUUAGUGAAAUUGAGAAGAUCUGUCCUCCUCACUGUAUUUUAGCCACAAAUACUUCUACUAUUGAUCUCAACAUAAUUGGGGAAAAGACCAGUUCUCAAGAUCGUAUUAUUGGGGCACAUUUUUUCAGUCCUGCUCAUGUUAUGCCACUCUUGGAAAUUGUUCGGACGGAGAAGACUUCUGCACAAGCAAUCCUUGAUCUGAUGGCAGUUGGAAAGUUCAUAAAGAAAGUUCCUGUGGUGGUAGGAAACUGCAUCGGCUUUGCAGUUAACCGGACCUUCUUCCCAUAUUCUCAAGGAGCACAUCUCUUGGCAAACUUGGGCGUGGAUGUAUUUAGAAUUGACAGAGUAAUCAGCAAUUUUGGGAUGCCAAUGGGCCCUUUCCAGCUUCAAGAUGUGGCUGGAUAUGGAGUCGCCUUGGCAGCUGGGAAUGUACUUAUAACUGCCUUCUCAGAUCGUUCAUUCAAAUCUCCAUUAGUUGAACUUCUGCUGAAAAAUGGAAGAAAUGGUAAAAACAAUGGUAAAGGAUAUUACAUAUAUGAAAAGGGAAGCAAGCCAAAGCCUGACCCUUCUGUGCUCCCAAUUAUUGAAGAGUCUAGAAGACUUUCUAACAUUAUGCCUGUUGGAAAGCCUAUAUCCGUGAGUGACCAAGAAAUCCUGGAGAUGAUACUCUUUCCAGUGGUAAAUGAGGCUUGCCGUGUUAUGGAUGAAGGAGUAGUUAUUCGAGCAUCAGACCUUGAUGUUGCAUCUGUUCUCGGGAUGGGUUUUCCUGCUUACCGUGGUGGUAUUGUAUUUUGGGCCGAUUCAAUUGGCUCCAAAUAUAUAUUCACAAGUCUCAAGAAAUGGUCCGAAGUAUAUGGCAGCUUCUUCAAACCAUCAAAGUUUCUGGAAGAAAGAGCAAGAAAGGGCAUGACCCUGAGUGCACCGGCUGGGUCAUCUCAAGCUUCAAAGUCACGCAUGUAGAUAACCCUUUAUGACUUUACCUGUCUUGCCAUUUUUUUUUCUUCCCUGCAAGCAUUCCAACUAGUUGUAGGUAAUAAAUUGUGGUAGUCAUUCUGUUGUUACACUUUGAGAAGCUAAUGAGAAUCCAGUUGCU